Messenger RNA from Mytilus trossulus (common blue mussel), 774 nucleotides. RefSeq lists its product as uncharacterized. Bases 76 to 684 code for a protein of 202 amino acids. Gene Ontology annotation, molecular function: structural constituent of ribosome; small ribosomal subunit rRNA binding. Gene Ontology annotation, cellular component: ribosome; mitochondrial small ribosomal subunit. The record is from RefSeq and is a predicted model, not a curated record. The transcript has 5 exons. NCBI's taxonomy places the organism in Eukaryota, Metazoa, Mollusca, Bivalvia, Mytilida, Mytilidae. Gene Ontology annotation, biological process: mitochondrial translation.
AAAAAAAUUACUGGAUAAGUAAAGAUAAAUAAAAACUCAGCUUCGAAGAAAAGUCAACAUAAAAAAAACAUCGACAUGUGGAAGAGAUUUUCGAUAGAAUGUAUAAAGUCUAUUGGAAUUUCCAAAAAAGUAUUGAAUUGGAAUAUAUUUAAAACUGAAAUACUAGGUUCAUCACAAGCCUGUUUUGCACAGCCACAGUUGUUUUAUAGUUCUUCUAUAGAAAAACAAUCUCCACUUGAACCUCAAAGUCUAUCUAAACCUCCAGAAAUCAGCUCCUUUGUAAAGAAAGCAUCAAAAUUUACACCUAGAAGGAGAGAUGCCAAAACAACAUUUUCAGUGGAAAAGUUAGAAGAAACUUUAAAAGAAUUAGAAGAAAAAGUUGAUUACAGUGAUAAUAUGCCAGUACCAAAUAUGGUCAAUCCAUACGAGGAAAAACAGAAAAGAUGUAUAUUAUGUCAGUAUAAUGUCAAAUUAGAUUAUAAGAAUGGUCGAAUACUAAGUCAGUUUGUAUCACCAAAUACAGGAAGGAUUUAUGGUCGUAAAAUAACAGGUCUUUGCAUACCAAUGCAGAGAGAAAUAUCAAGAUUAAUAAAACAAUCACGAACAUUUGGAUUUAUGCCGUAUACAUACAAGAAGACUGAAUAUCUUAAAGACCCAUUGCUGUUUAGUAGAUUUAGGAGUUAAAAGAACUGACAUUCAUUUAAUUAUUUUAUUAUAUGGACUAAUUGUGUGCGUACCUUCUCAGAAUAUACUUGAUAAAAUCUGGAAAACUAA